Molecule: messenger RNA, 1684 nt
Organism: Anastrepha obliqua
Lineage: Eukaryota; Metazoa; Arthropoda; Insecta; Diptera; Tephritidae
Product: TBC1 domain family member 13
Exons: 7
Coding region: 136-1311 (391 amino acids)
Biological process (GO): activation of GTPase activity; intracellular protein transport
Molecular function (GO): GTPase activator activity
Source: RefSeq, a predicted model, not a curated record
UUUGUCCUAUAUUCGUCAGCUGUCUGCAGCUAGUUGUAGAAAAUAAUUUAAUUCGAGUGUAUUGCGAUAAACAACGUCUCCCCCAAUAGGAAAUACAUAAGUGAAAGUGAAUAAUUUUUUUUAUGAAAUCUUCCGAUGUCGAUGUUUAAAGCACGUGUUAGGGAAUUUGAGGAUGCGCUGGAAAGGAAUGAAAUCGACCUGAAUUCACUUCGAAAUCUUUGUUUUCAUGGUAUCCCUGACGUUGGUAGUUUCAGAGCAGUAUGCUGGAAAUUCCUACUAGGUUAUUUGGGACCCAAGCGAUGUACCUGGACUGAAACUCUCAAAAAGAAGCGAGCUCUGUAUCGGCAAUUUAUAGAAGAACUGGUUCUUCCACCGGGUCUAAAUUGCGAUAAUAAUAAAGAUAAUACGAGUUCUGGACUUAGUGAUCACCCACUCAGUGAAGGACCGGAAAGCGCUUGGAAUACAUUCUUUCAAGACAAUGAAUUUUUACUGCAAAUUGACAAAGACGUUCGACGCUUAUGUCCAGACAUAUCGUUCUUUCAACAAGCAACUGAAUACCCUUGCGAUAUAGUGGUUCAUAGCAGGGGAGAACGAAGAUUGCAUCAGCGCGUAGUUCCCACUAUGUUGAGCUCGGCAAAUGUAGAACGCAAGGGUUUGGGAAUGACAAAGAUAAAUCUCAUAACGAAGCGUUCCAAUGAAAAUUACAUUGCAAUGGAAGAAGGUCAAGAGGCACAUUGGGAAGUGGUGCAGCGCAUACUCUUCCUUUAUGCUAAACUGAAUCCCGGUCAAGGCUAUGUUCAAGGCAUGAAUGAGAUUGUAGGGCCAAUCUAUUAUAUUAUGGCCUCUGACCCAGAUCUUGAAUAUAGAAAAUAUGCUGAGGCAGACUGUUUUUUCUGCUUUACCGCAUUAAUGAGUGAAAUUCGGGACUUUUUCAUUAAAACACUGGAUGAUUCCGAAGGAGGCAUUAAAUUUAUGAUGGCAAAAUUGGCAAAUAUGUUAAAAGAAAAAGAUCCUGAAGUGUAUGACAGAUUAAAAGAGCAGGAACUACAUCCUCAGUACUAUAGUUUUAGAUGGAUAACACUACUGCUGUCACAAGAAUUCCCAUUGCCCGAUGUCGUUCGGAUAUGGGACUCUGUUUUUGCUGAUGAGCACCGAUUCCAGUUCUUGAUAAAAAUAUGUUGUGCAAUGAUUUUAAUUCAACGAGAACUCAUACUUCAAAACGAUUUUGCAUCAAACGUUAAACUGUUGCAAAAUUAUCCGCCAAUUGAUAUUAACGUAGUGCUUUCACAUGCUGUGUCGCUGCAAGGAUAACCGUUACCAAUUGUAUCUACAAAUAUGAAUUAUACACAUCCCGAGCAAAUUUUUAUACCUCGUUCUUAAAAGUAAAAAAUAUGGUUUUAAUACCAAAAUUUACACAUGUUUAGCUUCUAAGUAACAUCUUUUGUAAUUUAUUGUACACAGCAUAAGUGUACUACAUCUACAUAUGUACAUCUAUUUACAAAUUGAAUUAUCUUACUCGAAACUUUCAUUAAUAACACUGUCCAGCAGCAUUUUUACAACAGAAAACCUCUGAUAUAUUUCUGAAGAAACAUUGUGCUCACAAUUUUUGGCGAACAAAGUUAUGGUUGAACACGCCCAAAUUUUUAUUUGGUUUAAAAAUAAAAAUAAAAGUGCGAAACCCUGA